Molecule: messenger RNA, 1038 nt
Organism: Pygocentrus nattereri (red-bellied piranha)
Lineage: Eukaryota; Metazoa; Chordata; Actinopteri; Characiformes; Serrasalmidae
Product: olfactory receptor 1-like
Exons: 2
Coding region: 43-1038 (331 amino acids)
Biological process (GO): G protein-coupled receptor signaling pathway
Cellular component (GO): membrane
Molecular function (GO): olfactory receptor activity; G protein-coupled receptor activity
Source: RefSeq, a predicted model, not a curated record
UGGACAAUUUUUCUGUUACACAUUUUUCACAAAUUCGACCAGAUGUCUACUGAUUUGAAUUUUAUGCAGUCAGCAUCAUCAACAAAUGCAACAUUUAUUCGUCCUUCCAAAUUUUACCUGAGUGGACUUUACAAUGUCCCAUAUGCAAAGUAUUACUAUGUGUUUCUGUGCUUUGUGUAUAUAGUGACUGUUUUGGGGAAUUUGUUUAUAAUGGGCACAAUAUAUCUGGUACGCAGCUUACACACUGCUAAAUAUAUAGCUGUCUUCAACCUGGCCUUGUGUGAUCUGUGUGGAAGCUCUGCUCUCAUUCCAAAGGUUUUGGACAUGUUUCUAUUUGAGAAUCAGUACAUAUCUUAUGAAGCCUGUCUAGCAAACAUGUUUUUUGUUUAUGUCUUCAUGGCCCUGCAGUCUCUUACUCUCCUUGCUAUGGCCUAUGACAGACUGAUUGCUAUAUGUUUUCCACUGAGGUACCAUGCAAUUGUCACCAAAACAGCAAUGAUUUUGAUCAUUAGUGUUAUGUGGUUUCUGUCUCUGAGUGCUCAUGCUCUGAUGGUAGCUUUAAUUACUAGGCUGUCUUUCUGUAAAUCCACUACAAUUAACAGCUAUUACUGUGAUCAUGGUCCCGUCUAUUCCCUAGCCUGCAAUGAUAACUCCAUGAAUUCCAAUAUUGGCAGUGUCUUCACUGCUGCAUUGCUUUACUUUCCAUUGAUGCUAAUAGCGCUCUCAUAUGUUUGUAUUGGCUUUGCAUUACAUAAGAUCUCACAUGGUGUUGAGCAAAUCAAAGCUAUUAAAACCUGCACUUCUCAUGUUAUAUUAGUAGGCAUGUUUUAUCUACCAAUUAUAAGUAUUUAUACUGUAGCUCUUACAAUGUUUAUAGAUUCAAAUGUUGCAAUAAUCAAUACUGCUUUAACACAAACCAUUCCAUCUAUGUUAAACCCAAUCAUUUAUACACUAAAAACAGAGGAGGUAUUACAGUCUGUUAAAGUGCUCUACAAACGAUCAAAGGUGAACUCUGUGAAAAAGACUGUGAAGAAAUAA